ACCUUCGAUAAAUCCCGCAGCGUUCUACCCUCGCCUUGUUUUGCGUCAGUCAACUUCCAUCCGUGCGGCAGUUACUUGUGAUCUUAGACGUAGCGUUCGGUGCAUAAAUGAUCCUUUUCUUGUUUUCAUUGUGGUAUGCCGAUAACGGCAUUCAAAACUAUGAAUAACUUACCCUCCAUACCUCCAUUACCGAUUGCUCCACCCACCACACCUUAUUUUACCUAUCAACCAUCUCCUGAGUUGCCACAGACCGAUGUACCGCCAACUAAAGUGAGGGAUCUGCGCCCAGGAAUGAGAGGCGUUAACCUUGAUGUGGUUGUAAUUGAUAAAUACGUAAUUGAAUCAAGAAAAGGUCCAAGAUUCCUUUUCUGGGUCGGUGAUGAUAGUGGGUCAGUCAUCCUUUCGUUGCUGGAUGCAGAUAUUGGUCACAAAGUGCAUCAAGGGAAUAUGUUACACUUGAUUAACUGCGAAUCCCGAUUUUUCAAGGGCAGCCUGCAAGUUGCUCUUUACCCUAAUACAGGCAAGCUCGAACGAUAUGCUGACAUGCUGCAAGCCUUUGAACCAGAGCCAAAUGUCAGUCAUUAUUUGUGGGAACCUGACGGAACUCGAGCGGGCGCAUGGACUCAGCGAGAACCCGAGACAAAGUCUAUGACUUGGUACAUCCCACCUCCACAUCCCACCCUCCGUCCGGCAAUUCUCCCCCGGCAACAACCUUUGCAACACGCUUUAUCUGCUCAGCCGCAACAACCGCCUUCAUAUCCACCAAACCAGCAGCCUCCCAACCACUUUGUUGGAUCACGUGGUCCACCACCAUACCCGAACGAACGCUUCCGUCCACCUCCGUCCGUACACCAAGGCCCAGAUCGGUCAAGAAGACCUGAUAAAAGGGCAAGGAUAGAGUGACACAGUACACUUGAUUUAGUGCUUGCGCUGAGAGUGCGCAUCGUUCCUUUGGUUUUCCUUCCGCUAUCAGAAGGAUGCCAGAAUCAUGGGAAGUCCUGUUGGAUUGCCAUGGCCACAAAACCCCUCAUCGCGAAAUGCGUGAUGAACAUCAGAGAGACUGGAAAUUCACAAACGGACAGUAUGAUUCCAAAAAAUCUGACACUCCAUCGGACGGUCCACCUUUGUAAGAUCCAUCUUAAUGACGCACAUGCGUGUCCAAAAUACCCAUUGGUUGGAGCAAAAUCACACAACAGUAGCUUGGUUAGAGGACAAUGACAGACGAAAGACGUCUGCCUUGUAUGGCCUUGUCCCCUGCGAGCAGGGCCAUGAUAAAAUCCACAAUAUGAAAUGUUAAGGAGCCAGAACAGAUCUGGCGCAACUGGGCGGUUUGAACGCCUUUGGCAAUGUCAUAGCGACCGCGUUGUUAAGAUCAAGUGGCACAGUCGCGUAGAAAAUUCUGUUCCAAAUUGAAACAAAAUUUUCCCACACUG
Molecule: messenger RNA, 1433 nt
Organism: Spizellomyces punctatus DAOM BR117
Lineage: Eukaryota; Fungi; Chytridiomycota; Chytridiomycetes; Spizellomycetales; Spizellomycetaceae
Exons: 7
Coding region: 136-903 (255 amino acids)
Biological process (GO): mitotic cell cycle checkpoint signaling; double-strand break repair via homologous recombination; response to ionizing radiation
Cellular component (GO): SOSS complex
Molecular function (GO): DNA binding
Source: RefSeq, a predicted model, not a curated record